UCUCGAUUCUGUCCAAAUUAAAUCCACUUAUUAAUUUUUUCUUCAUUCUUUUACACCUUUAUAAAGCCCAGUCAAGAGAAUAAAACACAUCCAAAAAAAAGAAAACCAAGUUAAAAGAAAUAGCAAAACAACAAAGUAGCUGGUGAUCGAGAGAAUAAAAUAAAGUGGAAGAAUCAUGAUUCCAUUGUUUUCUCUUAGGAUGAACUUCGCGGCCAUGGCUGUGGCAUUAUUGUAUCUAACCACAGUGGAGCCGUGGCGCGUUAAUUCAAAAACGGUGAACAUAAAGCUCGUUACAAAUGCACGUGAAACUAGUGCUCUUUGUUUGGAUGGGAGUUUACCGGGGUAUCAUUUGGACAGAGGAUAUGGAGCGGGUCAAAACAAUUGGCUUCUACAAUUCGAGGGUGGUGGAUGGUGCAAUGACCUAACAUCAUGCUUAGAGAGAGCACAAACUCGCAGGGGUUCAUCACAUUAUAUGAGUAAGUUGGCGACCUUCAAUGGUAUUUUAAGCAACAAUGCUACCCUUAAUCCAGAUUUUUAUAAUUGGAAUAGGGUGAAGCUUAGAUACUGUGAUGGAGCUUCAUUUACUGGAAACAAAGUGUUGAAUAAUGGGACAACAAAGCUUUACUUCAAAGGGCAAAAGAUUUGGGAAGCCAUUAUUCAGGACCUUCUACCACAAGGUUUAGAAAAGGCACAGAAGGCUUUGCUUUCAGGCUGUUCAGCAGGAGGUUUAGCCACUUUUCACCAUUGUGACAACUUUACCAAAUAUUUGCCAGCAAAUGCUAGUGUUAAAUGCAUGAGUGAUGCAGGGUUUUUUCUUGAUGAAAAAGAUAUCAGUUUGAACUACACCAUGAGGAACUUCUUCAAAGGUGUAGUUACAUUGCAGGGUGUAGAGCAGAAUCUAAAUAGUAAGUGUACCAAAGGGUUCUCCUCCAAUGCAUUCUUGUGCUUCUUUCCACAGUAUGCGUUGAAAUAUAUAUCGACACCAUAUUUUAUCUUAAACACUGCCUAUGAUGUAUUCCAAUUCAGUAAUGUAUUGGUGACACCUUCAUCCGAUCCCCAAGGAAAAUGGAACCAGUGCAAGCAUAAACUAUCGACAUGCACCCCAGCCGAAAUUGAUACAUUGCAAGGUUUUAGGCUCAGCAUGAUUACAGUUUUGAAACCGUUCUUAGAUUCAAAAAGCAGCGGAAUGUUCAUAAAUUCAUGUUUUGCUCAUUGCCAAAGUGAAAUGCAAGAAACAUGGUUUAAAGCCAAUUCUCCAAGAAUAAACAAUAAGACUAUUGCAAAAGCAGUUGGUGAUUGGUAUUUUGGUAGAAGCAAAACUCAGGAAAUAGACUGUGCAUAUCCAUGUGACAAAACUUGCCAUAAUAUGAUACCAUAAGCUAAGGUUAUUUAGAAGAUCAUACUGGAAAUUUUUCAACAACUUUUGAGAGGGAUUUUUUUUUAUUGAAAACCAUACAAUACAAGUAUACACAAUGCUGAAUGCCAGGCAGAUAGAAAAUUCUUGAUAAAGGAAUGAGAAAGAAUAUGUAAUUUGAAUGAUAGUUUUCAAUUAUUUUUUCGACACCUGAUAGUUUUCAAUUAUGUCAUUCAUUCAUAUUACUAAAUAUAUACUACAUUUUUACUUAAUAAAUGUUGAAUUAUAGAAUAAAA
Messenger RNA from Trifolium pratense (red clover), 1650 nucleotides. Its product is annotated as pectin acetylesterase 9-like. Lineage: Eukaryota; Viridiplantae; Streptophyta; Magnoliopsida; Fabales; Fabaceae. The transcript has 13 exons. The record is from RefSeq and is a predicted model, not a curated record. Bases 176 to 1378 code for a protein of 400 amino acids. Gene Ontology annotation, molecular function: hydrolase activity.